AUGCGCUCCUCCCGUAUUUACUUGGAUUCCAUAGACCAAUAUCCUGUUCUCCGGCAGCAGAAUCCCGAAAAUGCGAAUCAACCGCUGGGAGAUCUGUCCACUCUCACCGUCAUCCCCCUACCAUCGCUGCGACUCCUGAGCCUUGAGAGGUCCGAGAUCGGUACAAUUGAUGGCGCUGACAUUCCUAAAAAGGACAUCAAUUACCACAUGAACCUGGAAAACAAAGGUCUGGUAUUGCGUACACUCUCUGCUUUGAUCCGUAUGAGAGAAGAUACCUUCGACAAUAUCAAGAUUAAGUCCUCGCCCCUUGUAGGAGCGUUUGCCAAUUAGCACACGCUAGACUUUGGUCUCUCUGUAUUCAGCAAAAGCCUGCCCACGCUGAAGUCCGAGUUGACAUCCAAUGGAGGGUAUCUGGUCAGCGACGAUAAAAAUUCUGCAGCCUUAAAAAAGCC
Sphaeroforma arctica JP610 is the source of this 452-nucleotide messenger RNA. RefSeq lists its product as hypothetical. Bases 1 to 330 code for a protein of 109 amino acids. The record is from RefSeq and is a predicted model, not a curated record. The transcript is spliced from 2 exons. Lineage: Eukaryota; Ichthyosporea; Ichthyophonida.